AUGUUGUCUUACAGUGACACAACUGAGCAUAGCUUCUUAGGUGAGUUUGAUCUACUCUGCCAUUCACACACAGACAUUUGCGAGCUUGACUGGACAAAGCCCGCCCAUUGUGAAGCAACAGUAAAGUAUUUCAAGCUAUGUUGUGCUCAUGAGGAGAUCACUCAGCUUAAUGUGGAGGUCCACCGACUAUGCACAGCAAUUCAUGAUGAAGCCACCCAAAUGAUGACAGUCAUUACUGAACUUUUAGUUUUGGAUCCUCCAUUAGUGCAUGAGCUACAAUGGCAAUGGAAAGCAUGUGAAGCUGUCAACACUGUGCAUACCUUUCAGUUGGAUCGGAUCACACUUCAACCAGGUUUUUCAGGUAGUAGAGGGAUUGGCCAGCAGGUUGGGGCUAUCACAGCAGCACUUGAGCCUACUAACACUAUCUCACACAGUAUGGCUGGAGGUGAUGGUACAUUUUUCUGCUUUGAAAUAUAUACAUCAACUAAACUACUGCCUUGA
Suillus subaureus is the source of this 501-nucleotide messenger RNA. RefSeq lists its product as uncharacterized. Lineage: Eukaryota; Fungi; Basidiomycota; Agaricomycetes; Boletales; Suillaceae. The record is from RefSeq and is a predicted model, not a curated record. The transcript has a single exon. Bases 1 to 501 code for a protein of 166 amino acids.